Messenger RNA from Toxorhynchites rutilus septentrionalis, 2679 nucleotides. RefSeq lists its product as uncharacterized. Lineage: Eukaryota; Metazoa; Arthropoda; Insecta; Diptera; Culicidae. The record is from RefSeq and is a predicted model, not a curated record. The coding region runs from base 1 to 2679 and encodes 892 amino acids. The transcript is spliced from 3 exons.
AUGGCGACGGGAGCUGAGCAAUUCGCCGACAAUUUCCAAGCAGAAUAUGAUGCACUGGAACUUCCUGUUCGUUUAGAUAACCUAGCUGCAUUAUGGACGGAGUUUAACUCAGUGCAGUCCGAAUUGGAGGUUUUGGAAGACGUGGAUGCGUAUCUGAAGGAUCGCACCGAGUUCAACAGAUGCUAUUACCGCACUAAAGUGCAUACAGGAAUCACGAAUUGUAUAAAAAAUGAUAACGUUAGUCGCAGAGUUCUACUAGCCACAGCAGUUGUCCUGUUAGUAGAUGAUAAUGGUGGUGAGUUUCCUGUUAGAGCCUUACUGGACUCUGGAAGCGAGUGUUGCUUCGUUACGGAACGUGUGAGUCAGCGGAUGCACAUAAAACGCAGAAAGGUGAAUUUACCAAUAGCAGGAAUAGGUCGAUCCUCAACGCAAGUACGUUUCAUGUUCCGGUCGAUGCUCAAAUCCCGACAUAGCGAUUAUUCUGCUGAGAUUGAUCUAUAUGUUCUUCCUCGGGUUACUGUAGACUUGCCUAGUGUCUCAGUAGACGUAUCAACAUGGGACAUUCCAAACGGAAUUCAAUUAGCUGAUCCCUCGUUCUACAAACCGAGUAACAUUGAUGUUAUUAUAGGGGCAGAGCUAUUCUUCGAUAUUUUCAACCCGUCGAAACGUAUAUUAUUGGGAAAUUCAUUACCAUGGUUAAUAAACUCGAAGGUUGGCUGGAUCGUCUCCGGCAACACACAUCAGAAGUACACAAAUAUCCCAUUUGCAUGUAACAUUGCUACUACAUCAGAUCUGCACCGUGAUAUGGAGCGUUUUUGGUCCAUCGAAGAUGAUUCGAUGAAGGCAUUCUCACCUCAAGAAACAGCGUGUGAAAAUUAUUUCGCGGACACGACAUCUCGUGAACCAGAUGGUCGAUACACGGUUCGCCUUCCUUUCAAAAAGGAAUUUGUGCACAACCUUGGAGAUAAUAAACAAACCGCUCUUCGCCGUUUUCGGCACAUUGAAAGCCGCUUCAAUCGAAAUCCAACUCUUGCCAAGGAAUACCGAGAUUUCGUGGACGAGUAUUUAAGACUCGGUCAUAUGCAACAAAUUGAGAAAGUUCAAACUACUACACCAUCUUCAUUCUUUCUUCCACAUCAUCCGGUCAUCCGUGAAGACCACACAACGACCAAGGUUCGCGUCGUGUUCGACGCAUCGUGCAAGAGUGCAACUGGUUUGUCAUUGAAUGACAUCCUGGAAGUUGGACCAGUAAUCCAGGACGAUCUACGCUCAAUUGUUAUGAGAUCGCGGUUGCAUUCUUUUUUACUGAUUGCAGACAUAACAAAAAUGUUUCGUCAGAUAAAUCUCCACCAUAAAGACACACCUUACCAAAGGAUAUUUUGGCGUUCCUCAUCAUCGGAGCCAGUUCGAAUGUAUGAAUUAAAAACCGUCACAUAUGGCACUGCAUCAGCCCCAUAUCUUGCCACUCGUGUACUCAAACAGUUGGCGAAGGACGAGGAACAAAAUUAUCCACUUGCAUCCAGAGCCACACUGGUUGACUUUUACAUGGAUGAUUUCGUUUCUGGUACAAGCACUAUAUACGAGGCAAUCGAACUCCAUAACCAGAUGGAUUCCAUGUUCAAAUCUGCUGGCAUGCAACUCCGAAAAUGGGCAUGCAACUCAUCGGAAAUUUUAAAGCAUAUUCCUGAAAACAAUCGAGCAUUAGAAUCAUCUGUUGGCCUUGAUAAGGACAAGUCGAUCAAAACAUUGGGUUUGCAUUGGGAACCCAUGACUGAUAGAUUGAAAUACAUGAUACAACUGGAGCCCGACGAUGUUACACAGCCAAUAACGAAACGUACAACGCUUUCUUGCAUUGCGCGGAUAUUUGAUCCGUUAGGAUUAGUCGGCCCGGUGGUGGUUACUGCAAAAAUAUUCAUGCAGAUUUUAUGGAGUCUGAGAGAGGAAAAUGGAAAGGUAUACGACUGGGAUUGCGAAUUGCCCACAGACAUUAAAAAUCAAUGGAAUACAUUCUACAUGCAAUUGGAUCGUCUUAACGAAUUGCGUAUCGAACGACAAGUGAUACUUCCGGAUGCAACUUCUAUCGAAAUGCAUAUUUCCUCUGACGCUUCUGAGCACGCUUACGGAGCGUGCGUAUACUUACGCACAGCAAACAGUUUAGGCGAAAUCAAGGUUGCACUUCUUACGUCACGUUCCAAGGUGUCGCUACUGAAACAAUUAAGUAUCCCACGCUUGGAAUUGUGUGCAGCUUUGAUUGCCGCUGAAUUGCAUCAAAAGGUAUUGGAUUCCUUACGUCUGGAAAUAGUGACCAAUUUCUGGGUCGAUUCAACGACUGUGUUGAGUUGGUUAAAAUGUACUCCUUCUACAUGGACCACCUUUGUGGCCAAUAGGGUCUCCAAAAUCCAACAUGCCACUCCCAACUGCAAGUGGAGUCAUGUUGCUGGCAGCGAAAACCCUGCUGAUAUUAUUUCGAGGGGACUCUCGACGACGGAGUUGAUCACUAGUAGGCUCUGGUGGGAAGGUCCUCAGUGGUUAGUACAAGACAGAAAAUUCUGGCCUGUGCAAAAACCUAUAGGUCUUGGUGAUUCACAAAUAUCCGCCGAAAUCAGAAAGUCCACACAUUCUGCUGCUGUGGAACAACAAUCGUUCGCCGAAACAUACAUCUCAAGGUUCUCCAACUAA